GUCCUUUAACCAUCAACAACACCACUCUUUCUUGCAAUUCGAUUUCUUUCAAUUGGGCACUUGCUUUUUUUGGACUUUUUAUGUAAUACUUUUCUUGUUCAUGUUCUUUCAAAUAGUUUUUGGCAAUACCCAAGUCAUGCAAUUUUUCUGGGAUAUUCUAAAAAAUCUCCUUUCAAUGGCAAUCUCAUUGUUUGAUGUUAAACCCCAAUGGGGUCGCUAAAGAUUAUUCCUGACCCCUUGGAGGAGUGUUUUGGUCUUUUUUCCUGACAAACAUGGAAGAGACAUUUGUGCCUUUUCGAGGAAUCAAGAAUGAUCUUAAAGGAAGGUUGCUGUGUUACAAGCAAGACUGGACUGGGGGGUUUAGAGCAGGCUUCAGGAUUUUGGCUCCUACCACAUAUAUAUUCUUUGCCUCAGCAAUCCCAGUCAUUUCAUUUGGGGAACAACUGGAGAGAAAUACUGAAGAGGUAUUAACUGCGGUUCAGACCUUAUCAUCCACUGCAAUUUGUGGGAUUAUUCACUCAAUCAUUGGGGGUCAACCUUUGCUGAUCUUGGGAGUUGCAGAGCCCACUGUAAUAAUGUACACAUUCAUGUUCAACUUUGCUAAAGAGAGACCCGAUUUGGGUCGCAAUCUGUUUCUUGCAUGGACUGGAUGGGUGUGUGUGUGGACUGCAGUCUUGCUGUUCUUACUGGCUAUCUUAGGAGCUUGCUCUAUUAUCAACAGAUUUACUCGUGUGGCAGGAGAACUGUUUGGUUUGCUUAUUGCCAUGCUGUUUAUGCAACAAGCAAUCAAGGGACUUGUGGAUGAGUUUCGCAUACCAAAACGAGAAAAUCUAAAAUUGAUUGAGUUCAUACCUUCAUGGAGGUUUGCAAAUGGGAUGUUUGCUUUGGUUCUGUCAUUCGGUCUUCUGCUAACUGCAUUAAAAAGCAGAAAAGCAAGGUCAUGGCGGUAUGGGACUGGUUGGCUUAGAAGCCUUGUAGCAGACUAUGGUGUGCCACUUAUGGUUCUAGUCUGGACAGCCAUUUCCUACAUUCCAUCUGAAAGUGUUCCCAAAGGAAUCCCACGACGCCUCUUCAGCCCAAAUCCGUGGUCACCUAGUGCAUAUGAGAAUUGGACAGUUAUUAAGGAUAUGCUCAACGUGCCCAUUCUCUAUAUACUUGGAGCUUUUAUUCCUGCAACUAUGAUUGCAGUACUUUACUAUUUUGACCACAGCGUCGCAUCUCAGCUUGCUCAGCAGAAAGAAUUCAAUCUGAGAAAGCCACCUUCUUUCCAUUAUGACUUGCUUCUUUUGGGGUUCUUGACCUUAAUGUGCGGUCUGAUUGGUAUCCCUCCAUCAAACGGUGUGAUCCCACAAUCCCCGAUGCAUACAAAGAGUCUGUCCACUCUUAAACACCAGUUGCUUCGGAAUCGACUGGUUGCAACAGCACGCCAAAGUAUGAGAAAGAACUCAAGCUUGGGACAAUUGUAUGGGAAUAUGCAAGAAGCCUAUCAACAGAUGCAGACCCCUCUGACCUACCAGGACCCCUCUGCUCGAGGGUUAAAUGAAUUAAAAGAAUCAACAAUUCAAUCAGCUUCAAGCAUGGGAAAUAUUAGCGCUCCAGUUGAUGAGACAGUUUUUGACAUUGAGAAGGAGAUUGAUGAUCUAUUACCAGUCGAGGUCAAAGAACAGCGUGUUAGUAACUUGCUUCAAGCCACAAUGGUGGCAGGAUGUGUUGCUGCCAUGCCUUUCCUCAAGAUGAUUCCAACCUCGGUGCUCUGGGGAUACUUUGCCUUUAUGGCAAUUGAAAGUUUACCUGGUAACCAGUUUUGGGAAAGAAUAUUAUUAUUAUUCACUGCUCCAAGCAGAAGAUUCAAAGUUCUUGAGGAGUACCACACCACCUUUGUGGAAACUGUGCCAUUCAAGACAAUCGUGACAUUUACAAUAUUCCAAACAACAUACUUGCUUAUUUGUUUCGGGAUCACAUGGGUUCCAAUCGCAGGGCUUUUAUUCCCUCUGAUGAUCAUGCUUUUGGUUCCUGUAAGACAAUAUUUUCUUCCCAAGUUUUUCAAAGGAGCACACCUUCAAGAUUUAGAUGCGGCGGAGUAUGAAGAGGCACCGGCUUUACCAUUCACUCUUGCUACAGAGACAGAGCUAGGUGCAAGAGCUUCAUUUGCAGAGGAUAGAGAGAUUUUAGAUGAGAUCAUCACCAGAAGCCGUGGUGAGAUAAAGCAUGUUUACAGUCCAAAGGUUACGAGCUCCACUGCAACACCAGCAAAAGAUUCCAAAAUACUCCAGAGCCCACGUUUGUCAGAUAAAACGUUCAGCCCUCGUAUUAGUGAACUGAGAGCAGAGAAAAGUCCUCAGUUUAGUGGAAGAGGAGGCCCUGUUAGCCCAAGGCCAUCAAACUUGGGGAUGAGUCCCCGGAACUCAAUUUCAUAGUGAUGGGAGAAAAUUGACUUGGUUUUUUUAUCUAUGUAUUGUAGAGUUUGAGAUGGCUUGUAUGUUGUAUUAUUGUCGGUUUCUCACCAUGUUGUUUUGGUUGGCAUUGAUGUAAAAUCUUCCUUCUUUUUGUUCUUUAAUCGUAUUAUAUAUAUUGCUUUCUUGUAAUGAAA
This is a messenger RNA of Camellia sinensis, 2590 nucleotides long. RefSeq names its product boron transporter 1. Lineage: Eukaryota; Viridiplantae; Streptophyta; Magnoliopsida; Ericales; Theaceae. The record is from RefSeq and is a predicted model, not a curated record. Gene Ontology annotation, biological process: monoatomic anion transport; transmembrane transport; monoatomic ion homeostasis. Gene Ontology annotation, molecular function: solute:inorganic anion antiporter activity. Gene Ontology annotation, cellular component: plasma membrane.